Messenger RNA from Rubroshorea leprosula, 2769 nucleotides. The record is from the annotation of a GenBank genome assembly. NCBI's taxonomy places the organism in Eukaryota, Viridiplantae, Streptophyta, Magnoliopsida, Malvales, Dipterocarpaceae.
UCUUUUCUUUCUACAUUCCUCUUGUAGCUUUUAAAGUGUUUUUAGGUUGAGUUUGUAUUCUUCUAGUUAGUCAAGUAAUGUGAAUUUAGCUUGCUUUUGGUUAUAUAUUACCGUCCUUUGUUUGCAUUUGGCUAUUUAUGUCUAAUCUAGCCCACCAUCCGUCCUAAGACCAAAGAUCUAAGGAGGCCACUUCCAUUGUAGGAUAUCAAGACCAUGCCUUGGCUCUUCUAUGUCUGUUGAUUGAUUCUUUCGAAUUCAAGCCUUAUGGGAAUUUGAUGAGCUGCUUUCUCCACAGAUGAUGCUGGGCAUUGGCACUUAUGGAUUACUGUCCUAGCCAAAAUCUUUUCAGUUCUCUUCUCUCAUUCUAUUUUCGUUUUGCCUUUUCCUUGUAUAUUCUUUGCAAUUGAGUCAAUUGACUGGAAAAGAGAGAAAAGAAAUGGGCAAGAGAUGUUCUAGUUUGGGCCAAGGUCCAAAGCAGAUGCUCCUUUUUCCUUUUAUAAUGGCCUUUUAAUUGUAUACCCUGUGAUCGUUUUAUUGCAUGGAGUCAUGGAUAUGUUGCUAGAUUUUGAGCAGUUCCUGCGCCCCCUCCCAAGCGCCGGACAUAAGUUUGCUGCUGAAAACUCCAUGGCCGCAGGUUUCGUCUUUGAAGCUCCCAGCGAUGAGGAGCCCGAGCUCUCACAACCUGAAGAAGAAGAAGACGACGAUGAUGAAGAAGCAGAAAAAGAAGGUGGUGAAGAAGUUGAAGAUAAAGCAGCAAAAUCCAAACGCCAAAAACAAUCUCCCUGGGACUUCGCUUCUUAUUCCGAAUCCGUCGCAGAAGAACACGCACGCCGCGGCACUACCUCCAUCGACUUCAAAAUCUCCAAAGUUCUCCAGCAGAGAUCCACUCCUGCGGACGAUGAGACUUCCGAUUCUGAACCUGACAAACAAGAGGAUUAUAGAUCGGAAGAUGAAGAUGAUGACAGGAGUAACGCCGGGGACAGCAAGUCCUUCUUUGCUUCUUCUGAAGGGGCGUCGUUCCAUGCGAAUUCGUUUAUGGAGCUAAAUCUUUCUCGUCCUUUGCUUCGAGCUUGCGAGGCUUUGGGAUACACGAAGCCUACUCCCAUCCAGGCGGCCUGUAUACCAUUAGCCUUGACUGGACGUGAUAUAUGCGGUAGUGCUAUUACUGGUUCUGGGAAGACAGCUGCCUAUGCAUUACCUACGCUAGAAAGGCUGUUGUUCCGCCCAAAACGGGUUGCGGCAAUAAGAGUGCUUAUUCUUACUCCAGCAAGAGAGUUGGCAGUCCAGGUUCAUAGCAUGAUAGAGAAACUUGCUCAGUUCACUGAUAUAAGAUGUUGCUUGGUUGUUGGUGGACUUUCAUUAAAGGUGCAAGAAGCAGCUUUGAGGUCAAUGCCUGAUAUUGUUGUGGCUACUCCUGGACGCAUGAUAGACCAUUUACGCAAUUCUAUGUCUGUGGAUUUGGAUGAUCUUGCAGUCUUAAUUCUUGAUGAAGCAGAUCGUCUUCUGGAGCUUGGAUUCAGUGCUGAAAUCCAUGAGCUUGUUCGCCAAUGUCCCAAAAGGAGACAAACACUGCUGUUUUCAGCUACAAUGACAGAAGAGGUUGAUGAGCUUGUCAAGCUUUCUCUGACCCGACCAUUACGUCUCUCUGCUGACCCAUCUGCAAAACGUCCAUCAACAUUGACUGAAGAGGUUGUUAGGAUACGUCGGAUGCGUGAAGUAAAUCAGGAAGCUGUUCUUCUUUCACUGUGCACAAAGACCUUUACAUCCAGAGUGAUCAUCUUCAGUGGAACCAAGCAAACUGCACAUAGGUUGAAGAUUUUAUUUCAGUUGGCUGGCCUUCAAGCUGCUGAGCUUCAUGGGGAUCUUACUCAAGUCCAGCGUCUUGAUGCCUUGGAGCGUUUUAGGAAACAACAGGUUGAUUUUUUGAUUGCAACUGAUGUGGCUGCACGUGGACUUGAUAUAAUUGGAGUUCAAACAGUUAUAAAUUAUGCUUGCCCUCGUGACAUUACAAGCUAUGUUCACCGAGUGGGCCGUACAGCAAGAGCUGGCAGAGAAGGAUAUGCUGUUACAUUUGUGACAGACAAUGACCGUUCUCUAUUAAAAGCUAUUGCAAAGAGAGUUGGUUCGAAGUUGAAGAGUCGUAUUGUUGCAGAGCAAUCAAUUGCCAAGUGGUCUCAAAAAAUUGAGGAGAUGGAAGAUAAAGUGGCUGAAGUUCUUGAAGAAGAGAGGGCAGAACGAGUACUGAGGAAAGCUGAAAUGGAAGCAACGAAGGCUGAAAAUAUGAUUGCCCAUAAGGAUGAUAUUUAUUCACGCCCUAAAAGGACCUGGUUUAUGACAGAAAAGGAGAAAAAGGUUGUAGCAAAGGCUGCAAAGGAGUCUAAGGAAAAAGAUAACGGUUCUGCAAAUGUUGUCAUGAGUGCCCAACAAGCUGAGGAUCUUAAGUUGAAGGAAAAGAGGAAGAGAGAUCGCGAGAAAAACUUGCCCCGGAAAAAACGUCGAAAACUAGAAGCAGCUAGAGAGAUGUUGGAGGAUGAAAGUAAAAUUGACAAAUCAGUAGAAAAUGAAAAGUUAGGGUAAACUGAAUCUUAUAGCUCAAAACACGUACUCUUCCCUUUUAUCUGCUUCCCAUGUUUUUCUCUGUAUUGAUUGAUGCUUUAAUCUUUAACUUUGAGCUUGCUUUUUCAAGUUUUCCAAAUUCUUUAUUUUAAAUCUAGACAUCAUGCAAGGGAAAAGGAAAGCCCCAUACUUUAUUAAAUUCAUGUUAGAUGC